Molecule: messenger RNA, 3512 nt
Organism: Loxodonta africana (African savanna elephant)
Lineage: Eukaryota; Metazoa; Chordata; Mammalia; Proboscidea; Elephantidae
Gene: TSEN2
Product: tRNA splicing endonuclease subunit 2
Exons: 12
Coding region: 390-1787 (465 amino acids)
Biological process (GO): tRNA splicing, via endonucleolytic cleavage and ligation; tRNA-type intron splice site recognition and cleavage
Cellular component (GO): tRNA-intron endonuclease complex
Molecular function (GO): nucleic acid binding; tRNA-intron lyase activity
Source: RefSeq, a predicted model, not a curated record
GCGGCGUCUUGGGCGCAGGGCGACGCGACUCCGGGCCGCGGGGAGUGUUUCGCAGCGGGGGAGACAGUGUCUACCCCUCAGAGCCCAGUAGAGCGAGAGCGGAAAGGGCUCGGGUCACGUAGCCGGACCAGAAAGUCCUGGACUAGGAGCCAGGCUUCUUAGUUCUGCUGGAAAUUAGCGCCCUCCCAUCUCCUCUGUGCACCUGUAGCCCUUCGGACUUGCUUCGUUCUUUUAGGAAAGACUGGGGACUCGCCCACUGCUGGGCCUUGGGGACAUCGAGGUGCUUUCGACACAGCCUCUGCCCACGAGGAACCUCAGCAACUAGUUGCGGGGCGGGGAGGGAAAAUACUUAAGAAGAAGAAGCAAAGGGGAGCCAUUAGCUUGGGAAAAUGGCAGAAGCAAUUUUCCGUGCCCCAAAGAGGAAGAGAAGAGUAUAUGAGCAUUAUGAAUCUCCAUUGCCGAUCCCUUUUGGUCAGGACCGUGUUCCCAAGAAAGAAUUCCAAGUGUACCGUGCCGAAAUGAUGGACAACAAUGUAAUUGUGCGGAAUGCAGAGGCCAUUGAGCAGCUGUAUGGGAAAGGUUAUUUUGGAAAAGGUAUUCUGUCAAGAAGCCGCCCAAACUUCACAAUUUCAGAUCCUAAGCUGGUUGCUAAAUGGAAAGAUUUGAGGACAAGCUUGCCCAUAAUCACUUCAAAGAAGUACCAGCGAAGCGUAGAAUGGGCUGCAGAGCUCCUGCGUAGGCAGGGGCAGGAAGAAAGUGCUGUGCACAGCAUCCUGCAGGAUUACACCAAGUCACUCGAGCACCCUUGUUUGCAAAGGUACAGAGGGACUCAUUUGCAGAGUGAGCUCAGCUCUGAAGUGGACCCCGACGUGGAAGGCCCGGCGGGUAGAGAGAAACUUUCUGCGAUGAAUGGAGACGCUGGAGAGUCAGAUGAUGUGGAGGACCUGAGCAACCCAUCUGCGUACCCGCAGGAUGGUUCCAGGCAGGACGCUCUAACUACAAAUGGCUCUGAUGAACUCACGGUAGAUGGAGCUGCGCCCCUGCCCCAUGUCCGGUGCAGCCACCAUGAUAACCUCAUUCUCCAACGUGGCUCUCAGCCGGAGGAUGACUGGCACGAAGGUCUCCUUUCUGCCAAAGAGAGGGGGACUGAUCAUGAGUACGUGCUUGUGGAAGAAGUGGUUAGUGAUGUGAGCAUGGGAAAGGAUACACCAAGCGAGGAAUCGGUGCAAUCAAAGAGGCUAACGUGCAGAAGAAAUCCGUACAGGAUCUUUGAGUAUUUGCAGCUCAGCCUGGAGGAGGCAUUUUUUCUUGUCUAUGCUCUGGGAUGUCUUAGCAUUUACUAUGAGCAGGAGCCUCUAACGAUAGUGAAGCUCUGGAAGGCUUUCACUGUAGUUCAGCCCUCAUUCAGGACCACGUACAUGGCCUACCAUUACUUUCGAAGCAAGGGCUGGGUACCCAAAGUGGGACUCAAGUAUGGAACAGACCUAUUGCUGUAUCGGAAAGGCCCUCCAUUUUACCAUGCAAGUUAUUCCGUUAUUAUCGAGUUACUUGACGACCGAUAUGAAGGAUCUCUUCGUAGACCUUUCAGUUGGAAGUCGCUGGCUGCCCUAAGCAGAGUUUCAGUCAAUGUCUCUAAGGAACUUAUGCUGUGCUAUUUAAUAAAACCGUCUACCAUGACUGACCAAGAAAUGGAGUCACCAGAAUGUAUGAAAAGAAUUAAAGUUCAGGAGGUAAUUGUAAGUCGUUGGGUUUCUUCACGAGAGAGAAGUGACCAGGAUGAACUUUAACGAUCCCACACGUCUCGUUUCACUGACAAAUAUUUAUUGAGCCUCCUACAGUAUUCCAAGUUCUGGGCUAGUUAAAAAGUCCUUUUAUUGUAACCGCCCAUUAUUAAAAAGUUUUAAAGGGCCUAGUGAAGAAAGGUGUUAGUGUUUUAAAAGAUAGAAUUGACACAGAGGAGAAGAACGACCCCUGGGCAGGACCUACGGUUCUGCGUCCCUGUUUGAGCCUACUGAGGCUCAAUCCAUCAAAUGAGGAGGCUGAAUGAGAUGAUUCCUGAGAGAACUCCUCCAGCCACAGAGGAAUUUCUGUUACUCUCUGGUUUUACUUGAAAAUGAUAAUAGUUUACAUUGAUACACAAAUUCUACUCUGUAGUUUACAAAGCACUUUGAUCCACAGGGUCCAUUUGCUACACACAUCUAGUUUGUUCCUGAAAGCAUGUUGUAGAGUAAAUUUAGGGAUUGAGAAUCCUAUAUUCUAUUAUUUCAAAUGGAAAAAAUAAUAAUAUAUUCCAGCUCACUCAAGAACUUCAUCCAGUUACUCAAACACUUAAAAAAUCUACUGGACGUCUGCCAAGGACAUCUGUGUCGUGUAAAGCAUCAACGACCUAAUUAUUUAACUCUUCCCGAACUCAUCGGUGGGCAUGUUUGUGUCAGUAUAAAUACACAGUAUCAGACAAAAACAACAGCUUACAUCACUGAACUUGUUGUAAAAGUAAGUGGUGAAAUAUGUUUGAAGAUACAUAACGAAUGCAGUUAACAUUUAAUAAAAUACAAUAAACAAAGCCUUUUUGUUGGUUACAUCCCAGUGAAGAGUUUCAGGAAGGGCGUUUGGUCGCAAGAGGAGGGAGGUGGGCAGAGGGGAUGUCUGUUGUUUGAUGGUGGGGAAGGGUACGCAUGAGUGAGCGAUUGAAGCAACAAAUGUCUGAGAUCAUCCGGUGUCCGAACUAAGGAAAGGUGGACAGUCUUCUCCUUGGAACUCAAGACUCCAGAAGUGGACAGCUAUGACCUGUCUUUGCAAACAGUACCAGUUGCUGUUGAGUCAAUUCCGACUCGUGGCAACUCCAUAUAUGUCAGAUUAUAGCUGUGUUCCGCAGGGUUUUCGGUAGCUGAUUUUUCAGAAGUAGAUUGCCAGGCCUUUCUUCCAAGAUGCCUUUGGGUAGACUUGAACCUCUAACCUUUUGGUUAGCAGCCAAGUAUGUUAACUGUUUAAACCACCCAGGGACUCCUGGCAAACAGUAGGAUUGAAAAAACCACAGCAGGCGUCCCUUGGCCUGUGGUCUUACAGCUCCUGACGUUAAGACUCAGCUUUUAUUGUGUUUUAACACAAUACUUCAGCUCAGGUCAUGAUCCUGGUGUCUUGCAACAAAGUCAGCGUGUCUGCACGAUCUAGAUUUGGCAUUCAGGUAACAGAGCUUCCUCCCCUGCCUCAGACCUGCAAUGACCACCAAUUUGAAAGAGUUUUUAGUAGUCACCUCUGUAUUUAGUAAGAGCAAAGGGAGAAUAGUAAGUUGUUUGCCCUUCAUUAGUGAUGCUGAUAGUUCAACAUCAUUACCGUCCAUGCUGCUUAAUCCAGGCUCCCUAGCAAAGAAAGAUUCACUGUCUCAAAACCUUGAAAGGAAAAAUCGCAGGAGCCAUUUCUUCCCUAUUUCAUUCAUCAUUUAUGGUGACACUUUUCUCAAGCCUGACCAGUACAUCAAAUACCUUCUUAAUAAAAAACUCUUCCAUAAAUCC